UUAGCGAUCAUAUCGACAGUGUCGUUGGAACAGUGUGCUAUUGAAGAUGAGCGUCUUUCACGUUGCGGUGACGAUACUUUUCGUCUUUGAUUUCAUUCCGUUCGGAAUGUUUGAGGCGGUCGCUGCCCCGGAAAAAUGCACGAAGCAAGGCUCGUUCGAGAUCGUCGAUGGGACAUGCCAGAAUUAUUACAUGUGUAUUUUCAAUGGUGUUGAACUCGUCUCGUACGAGCUCACAUGUGCGCCUCCGACGGUAUUCUCUCCUGUAACGGGUUACUGCACGCCAUCUACACAAUACCCUUGCACGCAAUCAACAACGCCAUCUACAACAACAGUAACAACGUCUUCAACGCCAGCGUCAGAUUCGUCAUCGUCUGGAACGACAGCGUCAGUUACGUCAUCGUCUGGAACGACAGCGCCAGUUUCGUCAUCGUCUGGAACUACAGCGUCAGUUUCGUCAUCGUCUGGAACUACAGCGCCAGUUUCGUCAUCGUCUGGAACUACAGCGCCAGUUACGUCAUCACCUGCAACGACAGCGUCAGUUUCGUCAUCGACAGUAUCAUCGACAUCAACAACAGCAACAACAACAACAAAACCUACGUGUCUCACAACUGGUAGAUACCCAAUUCCAGGUUCCGGUUGUAAAAUGUAUUAUUACUGUUAUGUAGACGGCCCAAACAUCAUCAACUAUACCAAUUUAACAUGCCCAACCAUUCUAGUAUUCAGCCCAACCGUGCAAAAAUGUGUUCUUCCAACAACUUAUCCAUGUCCUAGUUAACACUUUACCGACCGAUAGCCUAUUAAUCGACUGUUUUACCGGCCGACGCUUACCGACCGAUAGG
Colletes gigas is the source of this 839-nucleotide messenger RNA. Its product is annotated as cell wall integrity and stress response component 4-like. The transcript has a single exon. The record is from RefSeq and is a predicted model, not a curated record. NCBI's taxonomy places the organism in Eukaryota, Metazoa, Arthropoda, Insecta, Hymenoptera, Colletidae. The coding region runs from base 47 to 775 and encodes 242 amino acids. Gene Ontology annotation, cellular component: extracellular region. Gene Ontology annotation, molecular function: chitin binding.